Messenger RNA from Solenopsis invicta (red fire ant), 969 nucleotides. Its product is annotated as mucin-2-like. NCBI's taxonomy places the organism in Eukaryota, Metazoa, Arthropoda, Insecta, Hymenoptera, Formicidae. The record is from RefSeq and is a predicted model, not a curated record. The coding region runs from base 1 to 969 and encodes 322 amino acids. The transcript has a single exon.
AUGGACUCCGAGCUAGACGCAAUUCUUACCGCUCCGGCCAACGACGCCGAAUUCGAGAUCCUCUGGCAGAGGAUGAUGCACACCACGCCAAACCUACCGAAGCUGUUCCCGUCACCACCACACCGACGACCAAGUCCGACCGCCACCGGGACACCGGAACGCUCGACACGCAACAUCGCGCCAGGGUCUCUCGAGGCACGACACCGCUCCGCCUGUCAGCAAAGCUUGCCCGUCCUUCCGGGAACGUCACCGCCCGUCCCAAGGCGUGCCAGGCCGGUCACCGCCAUCCGCGCGCCGCCGCCAGAUCUGGUGCAAAGGGCAAAACCCGCCAAGCGCACCCCUGCGCCUUCGACGAGCCGGGCGACCAGACACCCGGUGGUCGGCGUACGGGUACAGCGUUCUUCGGCAACCAACGCGCGGAAACUCGCCGCACUACUGGCCGAACCGCCGCUAGUACCACGACGAGCCGGCCGACCAAAUAAAAGAGCACGGCAAGAGCAAACGCGCCGCCAGCUAACGGCGCUGUUCGGAGACCCGUUGUCGGACCUGGAUGACGACAACGGGGCUAUCACCGCCACCGCGCCUCAGGACCACGCGGAGGAAACCAGCCUGCUUCAUAAAAGCACCACCUCGACGCCGCCGGAAAAGACCUCCCCAACGCCGGGACCAGCAGUCGCCGCAACUGUCGCCACGCAGACCGCCGCAAGCGAACCCACCGCUCCGACGUCAGCCUUACCGGCAGCCACGAAGGCCCCCCGAGUACCGGAGACGACACCCACGACCAAGACCGGCGCCCGCCCGGACCGACCGCCUCUACCAGUGCGGAUCACCGACGACCUAACCGUGUACGUCCCUUACUACGCGGCCACGGUUUCGCGGGUGUAUAAAGUUCGCCUCGCCAACCGCCGCUUCACGCUCCGGUUUGGUCGUGAUGGCCAGUGCCACUACGUGCGGGAAUUCCCGGCGUAG